This is a messenger RNA of Sinocyclocheilus anshuiensis, 1047 nucleotides long. Its product is annotated as calcium-binding protein 2. Gene Ontology annotation, molecular function: calcium ion binding; calcium channel regulator activity. The record is from RefSeq and is a predicted model, not a curated record. Lineage: Eukaryota; Metazoa; Chordata; Actinopteri; Cypriniformes; Cyprinidae. The coding region runs from base 96 to 740 and encodes 214 amino acids. The transcript is spliced from 8 exons. Gene Ontology annotation, cellular component: cytoplasm.
UCAAGGCUCAGUACUAGGACCAUUACUGAGCAGGACCUUCAGAUCCUCGGCGUCUCUGCUGGAGAAGCUUCAUCUUCAUCUGUCAACGCUGUAGAAUGGCACAGAAAGCAGACAGAACUCCAUCUACAGAGAGCCAAUCAGCUGAUGGCUCCGCCCCCAAAUCCGCCCUCCGCAAGACAGCGUCCGGCGAUGCCUCCAAGAAGAAGAAAAGUAAGAAAUCAAACGAGGAUGCCAUGAACAAGGUGUACACUAACCUGCUGAACAGCAUCUUCGGACAGGACCGAGAGUUGUCUCAGCCGGAGCUGGACGAGCUGGCCGAGGCCUUCAAGGAGUUCGAUUACGAUCAGGACGGCUAUCUGAACUAUAAGGAUCUGGCCGAGUGCAUGCGGACGAUGGGCUACAUGCCCACAGAGAUGGAGCUGCUGGAGAUCAUCCAGCAGAUCAAGAUGAGGCUUGGAGGUCUGAUGGAUUUCGAUGAUUUCUGUGAGUUGAUGGGUCCCAGGAUGAUGGUGGAGACGACGGAUAUGCUGGGACUCAAAGAGCUCAAAAGCUCCUUCUGUCAGUUUGACGCUGACGGUGAUGGGAAGAUCUCUCUGGAUGAGAUGAAGGAGGCUUUGAAGACUCUGUUAGGAGAGAAACUCAAGAAAGGAGAGCUGGAGGAGAUCCUGAAGGAGCUGGACCUGAACGGAGACGGAACCGUGGAUUUCGACGAGUUUGUGAUGAUGCUGUCGGUGCGAUAACACCCUCAUCUACUGUCACCCUUCCUCAUCCAACAGCAGACGAUUCGGGGAAACCUGGAGAUAUCUGGGCUCUUGAUUACUGUGUUUUCCAGAUGAAAUCAUUUCUGUCACUAGAUGUUGGUCUUUAUGGACUAGUAACUAUAAUAGUUGAAAUCUGUUCAUUUUGUACAUCGGUUCCUAACAUACGAAUGGAGGUUGCCAAGUGUUUUCUGUGAAAUGAGUUCAUGAAUGUCUGGAAAAGUCAUGGAAAUUAAUUCUGGCCUGAUCAUAGAAGUGUGACUUCAUCACAAACUAGCGUCAGGUAGAA